Neoarius graeffei (lesser salmon catfish) is the source of this 747-nucleotide messenger RNA. Its product is annotated as trypsin-like. The coding region runs from base 1 to 747 and encodes 248 amino acids. NCBI's taxonomy places the organism in Eukaryota, Metazoa, Chordata, Actinopteri, Siluriformes, Ariidae. The transcript is spliced from 6 exons. Gene Ontology annotation, molecular function: serine-type endopeptidase activity. Gene Ontology annotation, biological process: proteolysis. The record is from RefSeq and is a predicted model, not a curated record.
AUGAUCUUGAUCAUUCUGCUGGCACUAGUAGGAGCUGCUGCGGCAGUACCCAAGGGUGAAGAAAGAAUCGUCGGAGGCUCUGAGUGUGCUCCUCACUCACAGCCAUGGAUGGUGUCUCUCCACUACGGCUACCACUUCUGUGGAGGAGUGCUCAUCAAUGAACAGUGGGUGCUCUCUACUGCCCAGUGCUGGUACAAUCCCUACAGCAUGCAGCUCAUUUUGGGAGAUCACGAUGUGCGUGUGUUUGAGGGAACUGAGCAGCUUCUGAAGACAAAAAAUAUUAUCUGGCACCCCAACUAUGACUACAAGACUCUGGACUAUGAUAUUAUGCUAAUUAAGCUGUUCCACCCAGUGAAAGUGACUAAUGCGGUGCGGCCAAUAUCUCUGCCAACUAGCUGUCCCUAUGAGGGACUGACCUGUACUGUCGCUGGCUGGGGAUCUCUCUAUGCUGAUAGCUUAUUUAUGCCAUUUCGUCUUCAGUGUGCUGAUAUCCCAAUUGUGGGUGAGCAGGAGUGUGAGAAGUCUUAUCCUGGUAUGCUGACUCGCAGAAUGUUGUGUGCUGGGUUAAAGGAGGGUGGCAAGGAUGCCUGCUCUAGAGAUGCAGGCAGUCCACUGGUGUGCUUUGAAGAGGUGCAUGGACUGGUGUCUUGGGGUCAAGGCUGUGCCCUACCAGGCUACCCCGGUGUCUAUGUCAAAGUGUGUGAGUUCCUCUACUGGAUCAAAGACGUCAUGGCGGCAAACCCUUAG